AGGGGCUGAACAACGCCGUGGCUCUGGAUUUCAACUACCGGGAGCAGAUGAUCUACUGGACAGAUGUCACCACGCAGGGCAGCAUGAUUCGCCGCAUGCACAUCAACGGCAGCAACGUCCAGGUCCUUCACCGCACAGGGCUCAGCAACCCCGAUGGGCUGGCUGUGGACUGGGUGGGAGGAAACCUGUACUGGUGUGACAAAGGCCGGGACACCAUCGAGGUGUCGAAGCUCAACGGCGCUUACCGCACCGUGCUGGUCAACUCGGGCCUGCGCGAGCCCCGCGCGCUGGUGGUGGACGUGCAGAAUGGCUACCUCUACUGGACGGACUGGGGUGACCAUUCGCUGAUCGGCAAGAUCGGCAUGGACGGCACCAACCGCAGCGUCAUCGUGGACACCAAGAUCACGUGGCCCAACGGCCUCACCCUGGACUACAUCAACAGCCGCAUCUACUGGGCCGACGCCCGCGAGGACUACAUCGAGUUCGCCAGCCUGGACGGCUCCAACCGGCACACGGUGCUGAGCCAGGACAUCCCGCACAUCUUCGCGCUCACCCUCUUUGAGGAUUUCAUCUACUGGACCGACUGGGAGACCAAAUCCAUCAACCGGGCCCACAAGACCACGGGAGCCAACAAAACGCUGCUGAUCAGCACCUUGCACCGGCCCAUGGACAUCCAUAUCUACCACCCGUACCGCCAGCCCGAUG
This is a messenger RNA of Malurus melanocephalus (red-backed fairy wren), 705 nucleotides long. RefSeq names its product low-density lipoprotein receptor-related protein 1-like. Lineage: Eukaryota; Metazoa; Chordata; Aves; Passeriformes; Maluridae. The record is from RefSeq and is a predicted model, not a curated record. The transcript has 4 exons. The annotation marks the transcript as partial.